Messenger RNA from Conger conger (European conger), 6207 nucleotides. RefSeq names its product proto-oncogene tyrosine-protein kinase Src. Gene Ontology annotation, molecular function: growth factor receptor binding; non-membrane spanning protein tyrosine kinase activity; ATP binding. Bases 495 to 2123 code for a protein of 542 amino acids. The transcript has 13 exons. NCBI's taxonomy places the organism in Eukaryota, Metazoa, Chordata, Actinopteri, Anguilliformes, Congridae. Gene Ontology annotation, biological process: bone resorption; negative regulation of extrinsic apoptotic signaling pathway; negative regulation of intrinsic apoptotic signaling pathway. The record is from RefSeq and is a predicted model, not a curated record. Gene Ontology annotation, cellular component: extrinsic component of cytoplasmic side of plasma membrane.
AUUAGUUACGUAAAAACGUAGUGUCGCUUCUGUCCAUACACACCCGUAUUCCUUACCGUCAGUUGCAAUGGUCUAGAUUCCUGUCUUGAUUUUCACCACAUCCCACACGGUAGAAGCUUACAGCAUGAUCCUGCUCGAUGUUUAACAUCGUGAAAAACUCGUGUUUACCCGGCAACCUACCCUAAAAGAGAUUAGGCAUUAACUCGUAGAAUUCGUUGGAUUUGGAAAGUUCAUUGCUGAAAUCCAAGUGACUGUUGCUUUAUCAUCUCAGGCAAUCCCCGUCAUGACCUCACUACACUCUGAUGGGAUUUUACAGCAGUCGUAGCAUUGCCCUGUCUACUGUGAACAGUGGGUGAAAUCGGUCAUUAUUUAAGUCUUCUUCGAUGACGGUCUGAGUGAAUAUUUCAUUUGGUUCAUUCUCAGGAGACGCCAGACAACACGUUUGUUUGUCAAAGAAACAACAGGAAGAUUUUGGCCCUCCAAAAGGUGCAGUGAUGGGGGGAACCAAGAGCAAACCCAAGGACCUGGGCCAGCGGUCCAGAAGCGUGGACGGUGGGAUCAGUGGGGUCAGCAGCCACCACCUGGCCCCCGCCCAGCACACCACCACGCCCAAUCACAGCCCCGCCAUGGAGCACAGCCGUCACGCCGCCCAUCCCGCCACCAACAACGCCGAGCUGGCCCUGUUCGGAGGGGUGGACCCCAUGGGCGGAAUCACCUCUCCGCACCGAGGGGGACCCCUGGCAGGAGGCGUCACAACCUUCGUGGCGCUCUAUGACUACGAGUCCCGCACUGCUUCCGAUCUGUCUUUCAAGAAGGGCGAGCGUCUGCAGAUCGUCAACAACACGAGAAAGUUGAACUGCAGGGAAGGGGACUGGUGGCUGGCUCGCUCCCUGGCGACAGGAGAAAGUGGUUACAUUCCAAGCAAUUACGUUGCUCCUUCAGACUCCAUCCAGGCAGAAGAGUGGUAUUUCGGGAAGAUCACACGGCGAGACUCUGAGAGGUUGCUCCUCAGCACGGAGAACAGGAGAGGGACCUUCCUGGUGCGAGAGAGCGAGACCACCAAGGGGGCCUACUGCCUCUCGGUCUUAGACUAUGACAACACCAAAGGACUCAACGUCAAGCACUACAAGAUCCGUAAGCUGGACAGUGGCGGCUUCUACAUCACGUCCCGCACGCAGUUCACCAACCUGCAGCAGCUGGUGGGACACUAUCGCAGUCAUGCUGACGGGCUGUGCCACUGCUUGACGGAGGUUUGCCCCGUGCUGAAGCCCCAGACCCAGGGCCUGGCCCGGGACGCCUGGGAGAUCCCCCGCGAGUCCCUGAGGCUCGACGUCAAGCUGGGACAGGGCUGCUUCGGCGAGGUCUGGAUGGGAACCUGGAACGGCACGACGCGGGUGGCCAUUAAGACGCUGAAGACAGGCACCAUGUCUUCCGAGGCCUUCCUGGAGGAGGCCCAGGUGAUGAAGAAGCUGAGGCAUGAGAAGCUGGUGCAGCUGUACGCCGUGGUGUCCGAGGAGCCCAUCUACAUCGUCACUGAGUACAUGAGCCAAGGCAGUCUCCUGGAUUUCCUGAAAGGAGACCGGGGGAAGAUGCUCAGACUGCCUCAGCUGGUGGACAUGGCUUCGCAGAUUGCCUCAGGCAUGGCCUACGUGGAGCGGAUGAACUACGUCCACAGGGACCUCAGGGCUGCCAACAUCCUCGUGGGAGACAGCCUGGUGUGCAAAGUGGCCGACUUCGGCCUGGCCCGCCUCAUCGAGGACAACGAGUACACUGCACGACAGGGAGCCAAGUUCCCCAUUAAGUGGACUGCCCCCGAGGCUGCUCUUUAUGGCCGAUUCACCAUCAAGUCCGACGUCUGGUCCUUCGGGGUCCUGCUGACCGAAUUGGCUACCAAAGGCAGAGUGCCGUACCCAGGGAUGGUGAAUCGAGAGGUGCUGGACCAGGUGGAGCGGGGCUACCGCAUGCCCUGCCCGGCAGAGUGCCCUGAGUCAAUGCACGAGCUAAUGCUCACCUGCUGGCGCAAAGAGGCGGAGGAGAGGCCCACCUUUGAGUACCUGCAGGGCUUCCUGGAGGACUACUUUACAUCUACCGAGCCCCAGUACCAGCCAGGGGAAAACCUCUAGGACUCCUCAGGGUUUGGGGAAGUGGGCAGUAGGCACAGGGAAGGGUGGGCGGUGGCGGUGGAGGUGCGGUAAGCUAGCCUCUAACAACCAAGCUCUUCUUCCCUGCUAAAACCCUAUCCCUGCCCCGCCAGUCCUCCCAUCUGAGUGCUUCGUCCCCGGCGAGCCACUGCCAUAGGGAUUCCACCCAAACAGCCCCGCUCUCCCUCUCCCUUCCCCGGGCCCCUGUCCGCUCCAUUCUCCAUUCUCCAUUCUCCAUAUCCCAGACCACCCCUUCCUCCCUAUGUCUCUGAGUCAGAGGUCGUGAAGCAAUAGGGCGAUGCUGGUGUUCAGUGUGACCUCAGCCGUCAUGUGCGUGGGUCACUUCUUCUUUUUUUUUUUUCUUCCUACUUUCCACACGUUUAUAUUUCAGGUGAUUGGUGAGACUAAAUGGGGGGAUGUGAAUGGCUCUCCAGGGUUGGAAAUGCACUUCCUUAAGAAACUGACCUCAAUGCUGCUGCCGGCUUGCCUCUUUAGUGAGGCCUCUUUCCUGAGGGAAGUCAGAGGUCAAUCGGUAACCUUCCGCCCCAGGGGCAAGUGGACAAUCAUCACUGACCAUUUCCCCUAAUCAUCUGGGGUUUCAUCUGGGAGAGUGCAACGUACAGUUUUAAAUUUCUGGUUCAGCUUCUUUUUCUUUUCUUUUCUUUUUUUUUUUUUUCCCCCUGGUUUAACUGGAAUGGUACACGUGCUAUGACCAGACGUGGCAGAUAAUAUAUCUGUUCAAAACUGGGUUCGUACCCGCGGGUAACACCAUGUCACUAAAUGGAGCGAAGGACCAGGGUGAGGCUGGGAGGUGCUGUGCGGAAAAAGAGCUUCCAAAAACCCAGGACACGGUUAUUGAUGAUGACACCACAAGCUGCUUAAAAACAGGAGGGAAAUGUCUACGCUUUUAUUUAAACCCACCAGUAGAACGUUAAACAAUAACGAAGCAAAAACAAACAAAAAAAACUACUGAUUUCCCAGUCUGUUUUUGCUGGGGCAAGAAUCCUGCUGCAAAUACUGUGUGCCAUCGGGAACCGUUUUGUACCGUUUUCUGUGCAUAAAGUGUAUUUUUAUUAACCUGAACUUUCAUAUUAUCAAGUACAGUGGGCUUGUAAGUAUUUCCCUUGUGUGUAUUUUCAACAAAGCAAAUUUUGAAAAGUGCUCAAACCCUUGUACAGGCACCUGUUGGACUCAGACUGUGGGGAGGAAUGUGUUAACGUUGGGCUUCCGCCUCUUGCUCCUGAAACACACCGGUUUCAAAGCCCCCGCAUUGACUGGCCAAUACUUUCGUUUCAGUUUUAUGCGAAAGUACGGCUGUUCAUUUAGUCUUUUAACCUUUUAUUCAUCUUUCAAAUUGAAAAGGUACUAAGCAGUUAGACCUCCCACACACACACACACACACACAAUCAUAGACCGCCACUACUUGAAAGGUGAGAAGUUUCUUGUGAGUUUCACAUUAUAAAUUGCGUGGGGGGGGGAUGUGGAGGUGGAUUUCAUUUACAGAAGUUGAGUCUUUGUAAAACCCAUUAGCGGAUAUGAGACAUGGCUCUAAGAUUACAAUUCCACAUUACACUGAGUGCCUAUGUCAUGAACAGCCACUGAGAAUGUUUGCUGCCACUUAGGGGUGACCCUCUCUCUGCACUAAAUCCUUAAUGGCAAUUACGGAGGGGCAGGUAUUACCCCUGUCGGAAUGUCCAGUUAAGAAUCUGUGUGUGAUCUCCUCUUGUAGCCAAUCUUUGUUUGGGUUAGGUUUUUUUUCUGGGGGUUUUUUUUUUCUGGGUUUAUUUAUUUUUAGCAAUUUCAGCCUCAUUAUUUACAUGCAAUGCAUCUGCCGGCGGACUAUGCUGAAAAACAUCUGCCUUAAGCACAAAGUAAUUUGCCCUUCAAGGGCUCUUAUUGCUAUUUUUACAGAUAGAAUUUCAUGUUACCAAUUAUUUACAAUUCAGUUUCAUUCUGUCUCUGUAUUUAGGAGGCAAAUAAUUUACGAAAAAACUCUGUAAACAAAUUCCAAUUCUCCAGGGAUAACAGAGAUGGGUUCAUUCCAUCACAUCUUGGCAGACUGCAUCCAAAAGUCUGCUUUCAAACUUUUGAACAGGACUGGCUUUUGGAACAAAAUUCCAUUUGCUUCCAAAUAGGUUGUUGCUGGCAUUUGUUUCUUAAUUUGGGGGAAAAAAAAAUGUUAAAUGACAUUUCACCUUUUUUUUGUUCCAAUUUUGAAGUAAAUGAAUAAGAAAAACAUCUAGGGAACAAUGUAAGUGUGCCUUAAAAUAAUUGUGGAAGGUUGAGCCCGCAAAUCUGUGCUUUGAUUCAUUUCACCUGUCAUUCAUUCAUGGUCAUUGAUGGAUGUUGUUUUUCACAGAUUUUCUUUAUAAGUCAUCAUGCAGUCAUCAUGCAUUUGACUGGAAUAGUAAAACAGACCUUCACCAACCUCUUUAAUAUUACCACCUCCCCCAACAUCCAGAAGAAUGCUAUAAAUGUCUUUUUAUAAAUGUUUAUGAAUGCAAACUCUUUACAGGAAAGCCAAACUAAAAUGCAUCAUUGAUCAUGCAAGACCUACCAGCCCUUCAGCUGUUGCAUUCGGAAAUGAUGAUGUGCUUCAGAUUUGGCCAUGAAGAGCACCAUAUGCUUCUGUGAUUCUAUGGGGAGGGCUGGCCUUAAGACAAUCCAAAGCAAGCAAAGUUCCUGAGUCUAAUCGUUCUGUUUGUAUGAAACACAGUAUAGGUCUAUCCAGAGGUUCUCAGUCAUUAGUGUAAUUUAUUUGCUUCUUUUUGUCAUUUUUAUUGGAGGGGGGCUUUUGGAAUGCUGUUCUCUAUUAAAGUUAUUGAUGUGUCAUAAGAUAUUUCUAAUCACGGAUGUCCCCCAUUCCUUGUCCCUAAAUUGGCAAACAACAUUGUGGCCUGUUUUUUAAUAUGAUUUGGAUGUAGGGAGAUGGACAUUUAUUUGAAUUGUAGGUAUUGAGCGUGAAUAGUUUAGCCACUGUAAAUACUCCAGUACUAAUGACUCUUGUAUAUAUCCUGAAUAAUUUAUUCAUAUUUUGAAUAGUUUUGUUCACAACAAAAAACCCAGUUUGUCACUAUAAUUUUCUGCACCUUCAGCCAUUUGUGUAAUCACAACAAUGUAGAGGUCAAGAUAUGUGAUGUAGAUUUUCUAUAUAGUAUAUACAAAUGUCUAUUAUUUCUUUAUGACCUUGGUUUAUUUUGUGUUCCUCUGUACCUGAAGAUACCAAUAUUGUAUGAUGCCAUGGAAACAGGAGGGACACAGAUAUGUAAAGAUACAGAGAGCAGUGUUACACAGCUGUGUCUGACUUCCACUUCUGGGCCAGUGAGAGACAGGAAACUGGCCACCACACACCCUCUGUUGCUUUACGUGUGGAUAGGUACGGCUGUAUAUGUUAGUUUGUCUCACUGAAACAUUGCCGUUUGAUUGGUUCAUGCAUUUACAGCACGACAGCAGGCUUCUGUGAAGAAGUAUGCCAUUAUUACAAAUUAUAACAACAUUGUUGAGCAGGUUUAGCAUUGACUGUCUUUUUUAUUUAAUGAUGAUAAGUGGUACUCUUCUUUUUUUUCAUCUUUUUUUUCACACAAUGGUACUUUCAAUCCUGGGAUAUGUCUCCACUUUGGAGUAUAGGAUUUUGUUGAAUGAUUUUUCUAAAAGGUAACCAAUGCCAGAACUUUGCACAAAUCAGGUUGUAUUUGCACCAGACUGUACAUUUGUUUCCCCCUCCCCAAUGUGUGUUCACAUUUCUGUCCACAAUAAUGACAAGGAUACAUUUUGGUCCCUGACUUCGGUUAACUUGACAACAUCUUGGCCUGUGUAUGUGUUUUCUGUUAAGCUAUGCAGCUUCUGGUCUGUACCAUUCCUGUGUAACCACCUUUUUAUACAGUUUUAUUGAAAUUUAAGACAAAUCUCUGAAGAAUGAUGUUUGCUUUUGUAUUAAUGCAAUGUUAAAUUCUCUUGUUUAAUCUUCAGAAGUUGAAUGGGUGAGAAAUUUCAAAUGGUACUUUACAGGAUUCAUCUGCCACUUCAUGUUGUAAUCUUUAAAUGUGCAAUAAAUUAUGUUUCUAAA